Molecule: messenger RNA, 1527 nt
Organism: Orbicella faveolata
Lineage: Eukaryota; Metazoa; Cnidaria; Anthozoa; Scleractinia; Merulinidae
Product: bcl-2-related ovarian killer protein homolog B-like
Biological process (GO): regulation of apoptotic process; intrinsic apoptotic signaling pathway in response to DNA damage; release of cytochrome c from mitochondria
Cellular component (GO): mitochondrial outer membrane
Molecular function (GO): BH domain binding
Source: RefSeq, a predicted model, not a curated record
GAAAUUUGACGUCACAGGUAAACAGUCGGAUUCCGGUGGUCGAGACGUAACUUAAAUUUGCAUGAAUCAAUUCUUUCCCCUGUUGACUUGGAGAACUCGACGCUGUUUGCCUACACUUUAGAACGUUACACAACCGUAACGGCGAGUUAAGUACCCAAAGCAAUGGCGAAAUUACAACGUCCAAAAGUGGUUAAGCGUUUGAGCUGGCAAGACAUGUCACCCGCUAGCCCAAGAAUUCACUUAACAAGACGAAUUGUACAGCUUCAAGGUAACAAAGCCUCUGCUGACAUCCUCGAACAAGCCAAACAAAUAUGCAAUGAUUACGUUGAGGCUAAACUCGAGCGCGAGGGCAUCAAGAAUCGUAGUUUGUCAUUCGAGUUUUCCAAUUCGCAACAGGAGGCCUCUCAAGUGUCAAGCCGCGUGCAAGAGGUCGGUGAGCUCUUAGAGCUGUGCUAUCCUCGACUAUACAGCGACAUUUCUAGUCGUGUCAACGUUCCUUUCAGCAGCGAAAACGUCGUCCACGAGGUCUUCAAUAACGUGUCGUCGGAAAUCUUGAGCGAUGGAUUGAACUGGGCGAGAAUCGUGGCUUUGUAUGCAUUCGCCGGGGCUCUAGUCGCCGAGUGUUGCAAAGAAGGUCGCAACUCUUUCGUUCUUGAUAUUGGGAACUGGAUGUACGAGUUUGCUGCACUGUACAUGGUCGACUGGAUUAAAAGUAAAGGUGGAUGGGUAAGAUGAAUCUCUUUGUCUUGGAAACUGCAAUAUUAAAAUUUGUUUUGAAACCGGGAAUGCCGCGAGCGUAUAAAGAUUAUAAAGCCCUUAAAGUUUACAAACAGGAAACUGCGGAUACCAACGGAAAUUCAAUUGGCUUUUUAUUGAGAUUAUAAAUCUAAAAUGUAUUGGCUUUAGAUCAUGCAAAAUUUUGCUUAUUAGAAAGAGUCUUUAUUACAUCAAAAUUGCUUUGAUAUGUAAAAGUGUUUCUUUCACGCCUAUUAUUUGCAAAGUAUUGUUUCAUAGAGUGGAGCUCGCCUGCAUCAAAAGGCUCGGUAAUUUAACCCCAUUUGUUUGUCGAUUGGCUCUGUUUGUCCAGUUUUAUCCUGUCGCCAGAAGGAUUUGCUUAUAACUAAAUAAACAUUCCUGUAUAUGCAUAAGAGCCGAACUAUCGCUUUUGUAUAUGUAAAUCCAUUCAAGUUACUCAGUUCAAGCUAGCAGUUGCUUGUUUCUUGUUCAAACUAGUAUUUUAAAGGGGCACUGUCAUAGGCAUGACUUCCCGAAGUCCAAACCAGAAAGAUAUAUUUUGCAGAAUUCCAGUGGUGGAAACCUACCUGUAUUGGUUUUGUUUUGUUAUUAAGCUCGCGUUUACUUAAGCGAUAAAGGAAGUGCUAUAAUGAAUAUGCAUACAAAAGGUUGUGAUUGUAAAAUUGAACUGAAGCCUGGCUAACUAGUGUAUGUCAUAUUCUGUGGUUUUGCCUUGCAAAAAUCGCUGAAAACUAAUUAAAACUUGCUCUCCUUGGCAUCCUUAUCUUGUUA